AUGAUAUGGAAGGCAUCAGAUUGGGAAAUGGUGCUGGGCCAAGAGAGUGCAGGGAUUGUGACAAGUGAUGGAGAAUCAGCCCAUUCUUUCAAAGUGCACAAGGGAAUGGGUCUUGUUAAUCACGUGUUCAGCGAAGAUAGUCUGAAGAAGCUCUAUGUCUCAAAUCUUGGAAUUGGCCAUACAAGAUACUCUACCUCUGGAGUCUCUGUCCUUGAUAACUGUCAACCAUUUGUUGUGGAAACUUUGCAUGGGAAGAUUGCAGUCGCCCACAAUGGGGAGCUUACAAAUGCUAUGCGACUGAGGAGGAAGCUAAUGCGUCAUGGAGUGGGAUUAUCUACCAGUUCUGAUAGCGAACUGAUUACUCAACUGCUGGCAUUCACCCCUCCUCUAGAGCAAGAUGAUACACCAGACUGGGUAGCAAGGAUUAAAAAUUUGAUGAAUGAAACACCCACUUCAUAUUCACUUCUGAUGAUGCAUAAAGAUAUUAUCUAUGCAGUUCGCGAUCCCUAUGGGAACCGUCCUCUUUGCAUUGGCCGCCUUGUUCCAGUAGGUGAUAUCAGUGGAAAAGGGAAGAAUAAUGCUGAAACUGAAGGCUGGGUAGUUUCUUCAGAAUCCUGUAGCUUUUUAUCAAUUGGUGCAGAAUACUACCGGGAAGUCAUGCCUGGAGAGAUUGUGAAAAUAUCCAGAUACGAUGUCCAAACAUUAGAUAUUGUACCCAGACCUGAAGGAGAUCCAUCAGCAUUCUGCAUUUUUGAAUAUGUGUACUUUGCAAGGCCAGAUAGCAUCUUUGAAGGUCAGAUGGUAUAUUCUGUAAGAAGGCGAUGCGGUCAACAGCUUGCUAUUGAAGCCCCAGUUGAAGCAGAUUUGGUUAGCACAGUCCCAGAAUCUGCAACGCCUGCAGCACUUGGCUAUGCGCAAAAGUGUGGCUUACCAUACAUUGAAGUGCUUUGCAAAAACAGAUAUGUAGGAAGAACUUUCAUUCAGCCAAACAUGAGGUUAAGACAGCUGGGAGUGGCCAAAAAAUUUGGAGUCUUGUCAGACAACUUCAGAGGAAAGCGAGUUGUCCUUAUUGAUGAUUCUAUUGUGCGAGGCAACACUAUUUCACCCAUAAUUAAACUACUGAGAGAAUCUGGUGCUAAGGAGGUGCACAUCCGUGUGGCUUCACCUCCAAUAAAAUUUCCGUGUUAUAUGGGAAUAAACAUUCCAACAAAGGAAGAACUUAUUGCAAACAGGCCGGAAUUUCAAGAUCUAGCAGGCUACAUAGGAGCUGACAGCGUUGUUUAUCUUUCAGUAGAAGGAUUGGUGUCAUCUGUCCAAGAAAGCAUCAAAGCAAGACAAGACAGUGAAAACCACCUAAAAACUAAUAAGUUCCGAACUGGGAAAAUCGGCCAUUGUAUAGCUUGCCUUGUUGGAGAAUACCCAGUAGAGCUAGAGUGGUGAAUUUUCUGAAUGUUAUCAGUAACAAAUUACAGUUUGGAACUGAUGAAAUGGGUUGCUGCUAAGCAAGUGAUCAAACCACUCAUGUAUUUGUUUAAACCUUAUUAGGAGAAGGUAAAAAGGAGCAUAUAAGAAUAAAUUUUGAACAAUCAUGCAAUAAUGCUGUAGUGGGCGACAGUGGGGAGGGGGGAGUGUAUGGGUAAAAGGCCUAGCAAAAAUUUCUUGAUUCCAUAGGUGGCCUAAUCCCACCAAAAAACUUUGGAGAUCUUCUUAGGCUUUCACUCACAGUAAUGGUUUCUUACAAUUACAUUAUGAGAGGUUGUGAGCCAUUAAGCCAUCUCACAUUUUAAGCAGCGUUCAAUCGGAAAAAAAAUGUGAAUUUAAUCUUAGGUCAACACACAGAUCCUUAAGUUUCACUGCUUUCAUUGCUGGUUUUUAUCCAGCUAUUUGGGAUCCCUGUUUUUAAAAAGUGAAGUGUCUUGUUGUUUUUAAAGCUACAACUUUGAGUUAUAAUCUGCUACCAAAGAGACUGAAUGUUAUUUUUAUACAAUGCAUGGCUGAGACAAGGAGACUCAGGGAGAUGUUAAACAAAGUUCUCUUUAAUAAUUUGAGCCUUAAUUCUUUCAUGUCUGACAAAUAUACUUUCUGAAAGUAGCUUCAUUGUUUAUCAGAGAGGUCUGAGAGGAAAAAAAUAAGUUAAUCAUCAUUCGUGUAUUAGACAUUAGGGCGAAUUUUCCCCAGUAUGUUCUUUCAGUUUCAGUGCUUACUUAACUGUUGCCUGUUUUUGUUGCAUGAAAGCCUUCAAAGAAGACUCCAACACUGAAAAAUUAACACACAACUUUAUUUCAAUUAUUUUAACAAAUGUAAUGAUGAUAAUUUAAUAUAUAUUACUGUUUUAUUCAGUGUUUCUCUUUUUAAUAUAGUAUUUUUUGUGUUUUAAAUGAAUGCUAAGUCACUGUUAUAAUUCAGAUCACAUCUGUGAUUGCUAGUAGAAAAUAAUUCUGGUCCUACUCCAAAGUCCUAACCUCUAAACAGCCUAACAUAGGAGUUUGGUGUCUGUUCAGAGGUAGUUAUAACUUUCCAAAAGGAAACUUUUAGGAGAAAACUGAGUCUGACUCUCAAGGUCCAGAUACAAGAGGCAUGGUUCAUACCAACCUGUUUUUGAUUGCUGCAAAAAUGACAUGAAGGACUUCUUAUUGUGCUUAGUCUCUUGAGAACAUAAAGGCCUAUGUUUACCCUC
Messenger RNA from Python bivittatus (Burmese python), 2677 nucleotides. The record is from RefSeq and is a predicted model, not a curated record. Lineage: Eukaryota; Metazoa; Chordata; Lepidosauria; Squamata; Pythonidae.